UCAGUGUGAUUUGAAUUUCCAGUUGCUUUUACCCGUUAAAUUGAUGAGAUCCUGCGUCAUUGAGCAGUAUUUGAUCGCUUAAAUCAAACAAAUUGGACGAAAGAACAAAAGUUGUUUGUUUGGCUAUUGUCAAAGUCAUCAUUAGUCGCAAUAUGAUGACAUUCUUCUAGUCUUGUUCUAAGCAUGGCGGCUGCUGUUCGAAAAGGACGUCACAGAGUCACAUUUGCCCACCCGGACGCAAACGUGUAUCCCCCUACAGUACCUGAAGAUCAGUUCUCAAAUCCAUUUGAAAACGUGGAAGACGACGAAGGAGAAACAUCGAACCCUUUCAAUGUCCUUGACAGUCAAUCUGAGCCCCUGGAAGCUCUUGAAAAUGCGCCACCGGAGUCUCUCAUUGACUCAGCCUCUAAUCCUUUUAGCGAAGAGAGUAACGCGUCAGUGCCAAAUAAUAACAACCAAUUAUUAGGCUCUUGGACCGAACUGCAGAUAUCGCAAAUCGAAUCUCAGACUGCAGCCAAAAUUCCGAAUCCCCUGACGCGUGAACAGUUGAAUGCAUCAUUUAAUCCUCUUGGAAUACAAGCGUUUGCGGAACUGCUGGACCAGUUUCUGUUAUCAAAGGGAACAACCCAUGAUUGCGAACUCUGGAGUUUAGUGCAAGAACAUUACAACUCACGUAUUGCGUACGUUAAAACGUGGAAGAAACUGCAGGAGCUGAAAUCAACCGUGAGUGGGUUUACAAAAUCAUUUUGGAUCUUCUCGACCAAAGUUUUGACUAAUUCGCAAGCUUGCCGAGAUAAUCGAACUGUGACGCUGACCCACGAGUAUGAGUACGCAGACUUCAGCGAGUCCACUUUCAAAAUGUUCCAAAAUCUCUGGGACUCUAUGAAGAAGACCCUGACUGUUCACCUGAGUCGGGUCCAAUUCGAAAACGAACUAUCAUGGGUGAAGAUUGAGAAGUUUCUGAACAAAUUUCUAGUAAAUUUCGUGGCAAUCGAAAAGCCAGACUUGAAUACGAGGAACGCUACCUUCAGAUUCUCGCCUCACAAUUCAAGAGCUGUUUCAGAAAUGCAUAAAAUACUGAAUGUUUUGUUCCAUUUUUUGAGAAAACCGAAAAGCGAUGACAAGUUUGUGAAUGACAUAAUCCAAUGGAUUCAUAAAUGUUGUGCAGUUUUCCUGCGGUGCUCGACUCUUUCCGAUCACAUAAUGCUUCUGAAUAAUGCUCUCAGACUUCCGGCCAGUGUAUGUAAUGACGAUGUGUUCACGUUAAUUCAUCUGCCGACCUUCAAUUCAACUCCAAAUUCGGUUUCGGAGGCGACGGUUGUUGCUCUAGACCACACACUGCUAAUAGCCAAGUUCAUGCUUUCAUCCGUUCCGCAAAGGUCGGCAUAUUUGAAGGAGCUGGAAAAGACGCCAGAUGUGGGAAUGAAUGCAGACAAUGAUGGAAAGUGUAAUUGGAUUCUUCUGGACGAUAGUGGCGAGGAGUCUGAAUGUCCUGAAGCAAGUUGGCACCUCUUCGAAGAAUCGAACGUUCUCGGUUUUAUUGAAAGACUUCCCUUGGAAAAGAUUCUAUCGAGUCUGUCUUCAAUUAUGAGCAACAGACAGAUUUUUAUGCAGAGUAUUGCGUACUUUAACCACCUUUUGACACCCUUCGGAGACUGUUUUCAACACUACAGUUUGGAAAGAUACGCUUCGUUGCGAAAACGUGUCGCGAGCUAUUGUGUUGCGUUAGUCAAUUUCACAAUCAAUUCUUAUAUCAUCCAUUUCAAAGAAAUCGAGUGUGUUAAAUUUGUAUCUGACGAAAAUGAAAUACUGCAACAAGAGGUAGAAGCGUUACUGAUGCGGACUUUCUCGCUUCUGUGUCAAAAUAUUAAUGACAAAAACGUCUUUCCGUCCAUUCAAAACUUUAAUUUUGCGUUUGCAAGAGCAAAUACAGCCUGGAAACUAGCUUACAUGCUAAUUGGUCCGCAACAGUGUGUGGAAAUUGAAGAUCUCCUACAGUACGACCGUGAUCCAAAAGAUCUUUUCCUUGACGGCCUGAACAGUUUUGGUAGUUUGGACGAGAAAUUACAAAACAGUUUUUUUGUAUGUGGAGCGGCUCUUCUUUCAACCUUGUCCAAAAUAAUCGGAGAUUGUAGUUUCGUUGACCAAGAGCUCUUGGUUUUUACAAUGAAUGCGCUAUUCUAUAUAUCAUAUAUCAGUGGGCAACAUAAAGAAAACUAUUUCAAGUUCGGCCAUAAUCUCAUUUCGUACCUGCUAACAACCCAUGUGGAACUGGUGACUUUCUAUUUGAACAAAAUCAACAGAAAUUGGGAGAAGAUGCUAUCCGAUAUCAGCAUGAAUUUCCUCCUGGAAAUCAGUCUGGACCAGUGGAUUCCGUCGCUAUCAGACGUUGAGUUACUCUUGCACUGGUUAGAGUUCUACGAUAUUCAGCACUCGCUGAACGUCUUAGCGCGAAAGGUGUUGUCCUAUAUUGACUGGCUUAUAACCGAUGAAUCGGGCAAGCUGUUGAUUCCAACAUUGAUCCAAAAUCGAGUCCUGGAAAUCAUUCUCCACAUCUACUCUUCAACUGUAGUGAAAUCUGAGAUCAAUGAUGUUCCUCUAGAUGCCAAACAUGCCAGAAGCCCAGAGUCCCCUCCUGCGGUUACUUCUAACCCCAUUCAGAACUUUGCAGCUUGGGCGUGGAAAAUGGUUACGAUUAUGCAAGUGAAGGGCAAUGUUCUAGAAAUGAAAGGUACUGAGCUCAAAGCAGAAUCAAAAGUGGUUCCUAACGGACACUUCCUGGCGAUGUAUGCUGCUCUUGUGAGCAGCGAUUCUUCUAGUCAUAUGUACAGUCUAUCAAACGGAGGUCUGAAAAUGUUGAAACAGCUGACACUAAGUGGGUUCCUAAAACCAGUGGUUCAUAUUUUGGAUGCGAAACUUAAGUUCGAAAUCUCAAAUCUGGACGUGCUCUUUGUUCAGAAAAGUUGCUUUGCAGAGAUUCUGGUCAACAUUUGUCAAGGCGAUAGUUCAUUUUCGCACAAAAUGGGACUGGUGGCAGAAGCAGGACCUAACACGUCUCUACUUUCAGCUAUGAUUGUGUCGCUUUUGCAGUCUGUCGAGUCAAUCAACAAACAGCACUCGAAGUACUUGAUGGAGUUCCUUCUGUCUGUCAUUUUGUCCUAUCCUGGCUUCUCUUUUAAUUACUACCUGCUGCACAUCCUAGAACAGCUCUGCUUCUUUUCCUUCACUUCCAAGUGUCUCCGUGAAUGCGUGAGAAUCACUUUUCUCAGACAUCUCGAAGAAAUACAGAGAGUCGAUGUGUCGAAAGGAUUCAGACUCUUCUCAUCUCACAAAUAUUUCACGCCGCUGCCUUGUUACAAAACAUACCCAGAGUUUGGAUUUGUUUCUUACUUUUCACUCAUCGCUCAAAUUAAUUUCGAGGACCAAAAUGGAAUCUGGAACCCUUUAAUUGAAAAGAUGCUAGAAAACGUACAGAAUGCGCCAGGAGCAAUCCUGAAAGACCUUCAGUUGGAAAAGUGGUCUUGUACCUUCUCAGAAACAUCACUGAGUAUUUACUUAGUAGUAGAUGUUUUGAUGCUAGUAGAGAGCAAUCAUGUGGCGUUUCCCUUGUUGUCCCAGCUAUUCUUCAGUCGGUACUUCUUCCGGCCAGGUGCGACAAUCGGCUCAUCCGGUGUCAAUUCUUCAAACAGUGUCGGUGAAAGAUUCUUUGCUAGCUACUACUACAUGGGAACCAUAAAGAAGCUCAAGCUUCGCUUUGAAGACGCCGCGAAGGUGCGAAGAGACUUGAAAACAGAGUUGAAAAUGUCAGAUGAAAACUCGGAAGAGGAAGUAGAUGCUUCUGAUGUUGACUUGGGCGAACUCUAUUCGGGCUCUUCUUCUUACGAUGUGAAAAACAUGACAGGAAAGGAGGCGAUUUGUAGACACUUGGAGGCGUUCUCACUGUGGGCAGAUGAACCGAGGCUACACACGACGACAGUUAAGUUUGAAAACUUACCCGAAAAUUACAUACCUCAAAGUUUAAUCGAUGUAAUUACAUGUGGAAUCAAACCUCUGGAUAUUUUCACGGCUGAAAUCCAAACGGAAGGUAUUGUAAUAAAGUGCAUGAAAUUAUGGCAUGAUGAACUUUAUUCGUAUCUGAAGAAGCCAGUUGUUAUGGUGGAGAACUUUGACUUCUCGACCGAAGCUGCCAAGUAUAGAAUUGAGAGAGCUAAAUCGAAGUUCGUCUAUCGUCAUUUCGAGUUACCAGAGGUAAAGGCAUCAGUUAUUCCACUCAGCUCGGUCGAUUCUCAACUGCUGAUUUCAAACCGAAGUCUCCUCGAAUAUUUUGGAAAAUCUUUCAAUUCUUUGACCUCGUUUGCUCAGAAACAGGUUUCUGUUUGGAAAGAAUUGUCCAAUGAUUUUGACAAGUUCACCGAAUUGACCCCGCAGCAGUAUGAGAAUAAAGUAACGACUUUGCAAAAAGUGUUGAACUGUGAAAGCAUGCUGCAAAGACAUCGCUGCAGUGGCCCUGUAGUGUUCGACCUGUCUUACAACUGCAAAUCUGAAAACUUGGCUGUCAGUUUCGAGCUUGAUCGAAUUUGGAAGAAGAUUCUAGAAUCAGUCACCGAUGAUAUCAAAUGUCCUCUGGAAGUGGUAAACGCGGUCGAAAUUAUGGAAGAAAUUGUGAACCGGCUAAUCGAUCUUUCUCAAGCGCACGCAAGCUCACCAACCGAUAAGCAAGUGGCGACAAAUAACUCGAUCGAUCUUUUCUUCCUGAUCGCCAAUAUACUUUCCGAAGAAGUUCUGACCUACCCACCGUUCGGUAAAAUAACCGAAAUUUUGUUCAACCUGUUGGGUUCGAAUUUCAUUGCUAACUCUGGCGACAGUCAAGUCCAACUUUUGGACGUGCUGUUGACGAAACCAUUUCUAGUGCAAAGUCUAAACGCCUAUUUCAGACCAGAAUUAGCGCACGGAAAGUUUUGUGCUUUCUAUCAAAAAUUAUCCGCGAGAAUUAUAGCGAAUUUUGACAAAGCGCACGCCGAAUUGCUUCUGACAAAAUUCGAUUUUGCCUCGUGGCUUUCACAGACUAGCAAUGCGAGUUUGAGAUCAACAGUUCUUGGAUGUGUUUUCGACUUACUUCAAUUUGUGGGAAAAGAAGUUACAGAGGAGUUUAACUGGACUUACACUUGUGCCAGUGGACAUGCGCUCAUGUUUCUGGACGAUAAUUUUGUUCUUGAGUUUCCCACUUUUCUGCUGGGCAUUCUUAAAAUGUCACUGGCAGGAAGAGCAAGUCCUCAACUGUGGGAAGAUUUUGAGACCUUUUGCGGAAUGGAAAAAUUAGUUGUAUCGACGAAUGACCCGGAAAAGACUAAAAGUGAAUUCUCCAAUUGCGAAAAGUUGCAAUCAUUCGUGCAGCUGUUCAGCUCAAGUCACUUUACAACAAAUAUCUCGGAUUUUCUCCACCAAUCGCGGGUCAAUAAUUGGGAAAUCCCUUUGAUCAAGUUGUUCGAUUUCUACAUAGAAGAUAUCAGUAAAUUUAUGAUACUUUUGGCUGAAAUAGUCAUUCAAUCAGUUAACUUCCAAUUUGCUCGAAAUCAAAUUUCCUCUUCAGAAUUGUCGCUGAAUAUUUGGAACCAACUUACAGCCUUAUUUUCACCGCUUAUUGCGCCUUUGACUCUUGACGACAAAUUUCAACUGCCGAAACCGAAUAACUCGGAUCCGAAUGAGGACAAUGAAAGGACGGACUCUAACUUUGAUGUUGCUUGUACUGCCUUUACGGUGGCAAUUUUGGAGGCGAUGAGUCAAGAAAGCUCCUUGGUUGAGUUUGACAUCUCAGUUCCUUCUUACAUGCACCAUUUCUUGAUGUAUUUCAACCAUGUUUUGUGUCCUGCAAGUAAAUCAAACAAUGUGAUGAAUCACUACUUCAAGACAUUCCUGAACCUGCCCUGGAAAAGUUUCAUCCCUAAUAUACAAAGUGUAGACGUGUUGCUACUCAUACGCCAGCAGCCGAAUAUCAACCCAAAAGAGUUUGCGGUCCAGAUUUUCUUGAGCAUAGACUGGGCAAAAUAUUGCGACCUGCAUGUAAAAAUGGACCCAGAAGUUGCGAGUACAGCGUUGCAUAGGUUCUUGCUGCUGUCAGUCUUACUCGAAACUGACGAUGCUUUCAGUGAAAAUACAUGUGCUCUUAUUGUUGGAAAGUUGGACAAAGUUCGCGACGUUAAUUGGCAGCAUUUGUCGCCUGAAUACUUAACGAUAGUCUUAUCACUUUUUUUCAAGUUCUACUACAAGCAAAAUUCGCUGUCUUUACGGAACCCAUUUGGUGUGUUCAAACUCCUAAUUGAAGCAAGCGGCUUCACCACUAUCUCACCGACUGAUGAUUUUGAAACCGUAAACAGAGAAAGCUCCUACGAUCAUAAGCUGACAUUCAUGGAUAUUCUGACAUCACGUGUGAUCAAAGUCACCACAGUUGAACACUUGUCAGAAGUGAUCGAGUCUCUGUUCACAUUCAUAAGUACAGGCCUGGAUCCGACGUCCACUUCGGCGUCGGCCAUCUUACACCUCAUGAAACCUAUCGUGAAACUAAUAAACUCAGUGCCUUAUGACCAGCAAACAACCAAAACCCUGGAAGGCUUUCGAAGAUGGGCCUUCGAUUUGGAGAACCAUGACUUCUUGGCGUUCACUAUGGUCGUGUUUUGUCAAGAUAUGGCCAAUAUUGAAACAAUGGCCCACUUUCUCGAGUGUGCGUGCGAGGCAUAUUUCAAACCAACUCAAGGAGUUGUGCGGUCUUGGGAGACUAUUGCAAACAGCAUGGAGUUGCCAUACUCAGGACGCGCUGAAUUUGUAGCCACUUGUUCCAAGAAAUGCUUCUAUUUUGUCCUUGAAGUCUAUCUGAGAUCGCAACAUUUAUCAGAAGAAGAAGUUUUGAAUUUAAUUUACACAUGGUUAAAUGAUUCGAAAGCUCUGACAGCUGAAAGCGAAGUUAAAGCGUUUCUGUUGUUCUCGCGAUGUCUGGAGAAACUAGGAAAGGUGAUGUUUUCAUCGAAUGCGAUAAAAUUUGUAGAGUUGAGUCGAAAUUUCAUGACUUAUCUAAACGAACUCAGUGAGGAUCGAGAGAGCGGAGGAAUACGCGGAAUGAUUGGGCUGGGCGCAGCUUCAAAGCUCUCUCAAACAUUCAGAGUUUGCUGCAAAGCCAUCGCAUGUUUCUUACAACUGCAGAUCGAAUCAUUGAUGCCCAGUUCUGGAAAUAAUCUUAAUGAUACGUCAGGGGAUAAAAGUCCAAAGAAAGGUCAAAGUUCACAAGUGAUGCUGAAGAGUCUUAAACAAUACGCUGUCAUUAAGGAUCAUCCUCACAUCGCUGCCAAAUUACAAGUGAUGAUAAACUCGAAUCUGACCGAAGGAGUCGCGAUGGAUUCUUGGAAGGAGCUGAUGUUCAACAUGGUGUCCAGUUUCUAUAGCGAAGAAUACGGAAUCAAAGUUUUGACUAGUUAGAUUGAUAAAUAGCAAAAAAAAAUUAGAUUAAUGAUUAACAAGAUGAACAUAUUAGCUUCGAUUAUGGUGAUAAUUAAAUAUUUAGUUUAGA
Symsagittifera roscoffensis is the source of this 7558-nucleotide messenger RNA. RefSeq names its product ectopic P granules protein 5 homolog. The coding region runs from base 184 to 7467 and encodes 2427 amino acids. Gene Ontology annotation, cellular component: cytoplasm. The record is from RefSeq and is a predicted model, not a curated record. Gene Ontology annotation, biological process: autophagosome maturation. Lineage: Eukaryota; Metazoa; Xenacoelomorpha; Acoela; Convolutidae. The transcript is spliced from 2 exons.